UCCAAAACUAAACUUUAAAAUCAAAGAUUGAAAACCGAAAACGUUUGUUAUUGAAUAAUAAUGUUAAUAACCGAAAGGGCUUAUUGAAAUUGGCUGAUUGAUACGUUAAUGAAUUAAGCUACUUAAACGCCGUGCCGCAAUUCCACAUUAUGAACGAACUCAGCUAACCUAGAAACUGCCUUUAGGUUAGGGUAAUAAACAAGCAAACAAGCUCACGGGAUUGAUAUCAGACGUUUUAGGCACUAAGAAGUAAGAAUUGCUGUGAUUUAUACGAUGGAUACUUCAUGUUCUUCCAAAUCCACAAUCAUAAAAGAGAUGCAAGAACUUCAGGACACAGUGAGUCUGUACUAUCGCAGGGUGGAUGUAAUUGAAAAGAAGUUGAAAUCAUCUUACAUUUCAACAGAGGAGAGACAAAGUCUUGAAAACGAGCUGCAAGACAUUACAAAGCAGUGUUCUAGUCUGGAAGAAUCCAUCAAAGGCCUUCGUAGAGAAAAUAGCAAGACAUUUGCAUUUGCAGUAUUAUUAAUGUUCUUUAGUUUCCUAGGCUAUGGGUUAUAUCGAAUGGUGUAUGGCCAUGAUGAUUAGGUCAGAUAUAUUUACAUGUUGAUCAUUGCUCGGUAUCCGAGUUCAAAAAAAUAUUGUUCUUCUCGUAAUCAGAAGGUUGCUGUUUGAUCUUGAGGAAAGUAGUUUUUGCAGUGUUCAAAACUGAAUCAAGCUGUCCUUGAUGUGGUAUUUAAAGGUAUUAAACCUUUAAGGUAUGUAUAGGUUUAUGUAAAGGUUAUUAUGGUAAGAAUUAUUUACCAUGGUUUUAAAUUAUUCAGAAAUAACCGGCUGAAGAAUCAACUGAUCAAGGUUGUCAAUUUAAGUUCUUACAAUACAGUACUUGUUGGCUGAUAUUCACUGAAAAGAAAAGUCCCAUAAUUAAUCUGUCUGCUUGCACAUGACUCAAGAAUGCUUAAGCACAUAUUGAAAUUUUCUUAAGUUGAUGUAUGACUGUCUAUAGCUGUCAGUCACAUUUUAUUCUUUAGAUGGAAACAACACACCAAGACAAUGUGAAGCACAUUCUGAUUCUCACACAUUAAACAAAUAGCUUGGCCAAGUAUGAAUGGCAUAAGUUGGACCAGUACUACACAAAGUUUUGUUCCAAACUAAACCUAAUUUACAAAUUAUUAUAUUUUUACCCCCAGUAUCUUGAAACGUUUGCUAUGAACCCUUUGAAAUGCAGCUUACCACAUAUCUAUUCAUCCCAACAACUUUCACCUGGCUGGUGAGACAGUACUCGAGGCAGCUCAACCAUUGAUAGUACCUGACGUCUACCACACUAGCAACUCUGGUUAACCCAAAGCCCAAUCAUUGUAUAGUUUUAUUUAAGCAAAGUUUUAUACUAUCAUUUCCUCGCUUUAUAUUAGUUAUGCUCUCAUAGGUAAUAAUUGGUUAGUUGAUUGGUUGGUUUGACCCCUUUGUUUCAACAAGUAAAGGUAGAUUUACACACAUUAGUCCAGUCACAGUUCAGCCUCAGUUGCAUCCGCAAUUUCUCAAGGCCUGUUUUGCCAGAAGCGUCUGAUACUGAUAAUCGCUCAGUGUAUAUAGCUCAGGCCUUUUUUGCCAGAAGCCUCUGUUCCUUGCGAUUAUUUGAUCAGAAAGUGGUUUUCUUCAGUUCUGUUUGUACAAAAUGAGCUGUAAAAAGCAAUAGUGAAGUGUUUGUAAACUAAGGAAGAGCAUGAUGAAGAGAUUUUAGGAAUUUUGUCCAAACCAAGGGAAGAAGUACGUUCCAUGUUUUUAAAAAGACCUGUAGAGGGAUAUUAUAAAUUAUAAUAGAAAACCGCCUUUGUUCUGAUGAGACAAAGUUUCACAAGUUUUUCUGGCUUGAUGUUACACAGUUCAAAUGUGUGCUAAGUUUAGUCGAAAAUGAUUUACACAACAAAACAUUUUGUCUUUCAAAGCAGUGUGCAGUGAUUGACGCGGAGCGAUCAUCGCUCAGCAGUCAGACACACCAGCCGCUUCUGGCAAUACAGGCCUUCAGUAAACUGUCUGACAGUUGGUUUCAGUCAGUCUUCUGGUACUUAGUUUACAGUGAAGUUAGAGUCAAGAUUUUAUUUUUUAUUAAAGCACAACAUUCUAUAAAUUUUUCAUCGCCUAUCUUGAUGAUUAUUACAAACAGCACUUAAAAUAUAAACACAAAUUUGUUGACUACGAUGUGUCUGAACUAUGACAUACCGGAACUGAUGUGUGUGAAACCACCUUAACUGGUAAAUUUAGAGGUGCUGAUUCUAUAAAUUAUGAAAUUUAUAGUUGUAAACAAUACUGUGAAAAAUAUAACUUUAUUAUAGCUACUGCAGUGAUAACAUGAUUUAUCACUAGUAUACUUGUAUAUUGUGUAUAUACAUUUAAAAGUACUAAUUGAAUAUUUUAUCCUACUAAUAUUAUAAAUGAGAAAGUUUGGAUGUAUGGAUGUAUGGAUGUAUGUUUGUGACAAGUGAACGCGAAAAAUACUGGUCGGA
Messenger RNA from Macrosteles quadrilineatus (aster leafhopper), 2501 nucleotides. RefSeq lists its product as uncharacterized. The transcript has 3 exons. Bases 274 to 585 code for a protein of 103 amino acids. The record is from RefSeq and is a predicted model, not a curated record. NCBI's taxonomy places the organism in Eukaryota, Metazoa, Arthropoda, Insecta, Hemiptera, Cicadellidae.